Naegleria lovaniensis is the source of this 2829-nucleotide messenger RNA. RefSeq lists its product as uncharacterized. The record is from RefSeq and is a predicted model, not a curated record. The coding region runs from base 1 to 2829 and encodes 942 amino acids. Lineage: Eukaryota; Heterolobosea; Eutetramitea; Acrasida; Naegleriidae. Gene Ontology annotation, cellular component: DNA replication preinitiation complex. Gene Ontology annotation, biological process: double-strand break repair via break-induced replication; DNA replication initiation; mitotic DNA replication preinitiation complex assembly. The transcript has 3 exons. Gene Ontology annotation, molecular function: chromatin binding; single-stranded DNA binding; DNA replication origin binding.
AUGUUUCACAACAGUCCUUCCUUGCAACACACUUCAUUUAUCACAUCCCUGCAAGGAAUUCGUGAUGUAGUGAGUGAGAUUCCAUACCGAGAUUCCAUCUUCAUGGUCGCUUCUCUGGAUGUUGAUGCUUUGGCAGCAUUUCAUAUAUUAUCUUCUCUCUAUAGGUCGGACAGAUUUUUUGGUAACUAUGCAGCAGUGUUAGUGAGUAAUCAUCAAGACAUUACUCGGAAUAUUGAAAACAACAGUGAUAAGACCAUUUUCUUCUUGAUCAAUUGUGGUGGACAAUAUAAGGAUUUUAACAAGUACAAAGACAAACACUUUUUCGUGUUGGACGCUUGUAGACCUUUCUAUUUAUGCAACGUGUUUAGUACUCUUCAACAAGUGAGAAACGUUCAUUUAAUUGUUGAUAAGGAUGAAGAGAAUCAUGGUCGAUAUUUAUUUGUAAAGAAGAGCUUUGUGGAUGAAAUAAUUCAAGGCACGGAAGAUGCAGGAGAAGCCUAUCAUUCAUCUUCUUUCUUUGAUAAGAGUGCCAGUGAAUUGGUAGAAAAAAUUACUCUCAAUCCCGAUGAAGCUCUCAAUGAAGAUAAUUUCAUUGAGGACGAUGAUGAUUUAAAUGCUGAUAAGGAAAUGGCAGAUUUUAUUGUUCAUGAUGAGGAAGAGGAGGAAGAAGACGAUGAUGAUGAGGUUCAAAGCAAUCCUAGUGAUGGAGAGGGAUACAAUUCCGAUAUGGCUAUGGAUAAUGAGUCUAUUCUAUCGGAAAUUGAUGAACACUAUUAUGCAAGCACUCGAGAAGAACGAGUAAUAUUGUAUAACAAUAGUGAUGGAUUUAGCAAACCCUCAGCAUUCCUUCUCUAUUCCUUCUUGGAACAACAUUCAAUUUCUCUCUCCAUGAGAUGGGCUGCUAUCAUUUCCGUAACAUUCCAUUAUUUAUUCGAUAGACUCUCUGAUAAUGAAUAUCCAGAUUAUUAUUCGAAACUAUCCUAUGACCUAGUUUACAGGUCUAACGAAAAGUCGUUUGAUGGUAUUUCAAUACCUCUUGAUGGGGAUUAUAUAAGAAACAAAUAUAACGAUUUAAAUAUUGAACUAUUGCGACAAUGGACCAUUUAUGACGCUUGUUUGAACUCAACUCUGGUGGCUAGAGCUUUCAACACGUGGCUGAACAGUGGUAUUGAAGCAAUGAAACUAUUUAUUGCAGAUUUAGGAAUUAAAUUACAAGACGCAACGUCACCGUGGCAAGCACUGCCUGGAGCAACCAAAGACCGAUUCCUUGAGGCCGUGAAAAAAGAGAAGAACAAAUAUCAUCUCUCCUCGAUUGUAUUUAAUUCUUUCGAAAGAGUUUAUGAACAGGCCUUUUCUCUUACUGCCAGUGAUCAAGUAUUUGCUCUUUUAGGCAUGAUGCAAAUUGUUCCACCUCAAAAUUUAUUGACUACAAUUUCUAAUAGUAUCAUUAAUGCAAAAGAGAAUAAGCAGCUAAUUGAGCAAGGAAUAACAAAAGCGAAACAAAUGAGACAAGCUAUGAAUGACAUUUUCAAAAUGGUCAUGGAGAACAAAUCAUACACACAUACUCGUGAAUUUAUUGCUAUCGAUUUGACAAGUAUUAACCUUUCUCACUUCAACAUUGCAUUUUCAUCACAGCUCGAUCAACAACAUUGGAACAUUACAUCCACCACUUCCAUUAACUCUGAGACCGAAACUAGUAUUUCCCCAGUUGCGUUUUUCCAAUUGACCCAACAUUUUAUGAAACUUGUUAAGUACAACAAAUUAUUUGGAAAAGUACAUGUAAUUCUCAUCAAGCAACUCGGAAAUCAAGUUUACAUUUGUGGACUUCAUCAAAAUCAUCAAAAGAUUCGAACCUUCAACAGAGCUUUUGAAUUUGCAUGCAGAACUUAUAAUGAACCAACAAAAUAUUCAAACUUUGGAAGCCAAGUCAAAAUUAUUGACAAAUCUAAACGAAGUGACAUUAUUUCGGUGUUACUAGGGUCGCUAGUGCAAUCAAAGAAGAUGCCAUCCCGUUCAAAACCUUCUCACCACGAGUUUGAAGAUGACCAAUUUGAAGAGGAGGAAGAUGACGCUCUGAUGUUUCCCAAAAUACACGAAAUUAUUGCUCGGAAUUAUGCAAGAAAAAUCACGAAAAAAGAAACAAGCUCGACAGAGGCAUCCAUCGAUUCUUUGUUGGCGGAGUAUGAACAACGUUCAAAACAUUAUGAAGCUGAAGUAGUAGAGAAAAAGCCUAAAAAGAAAGUUAAAAAAGUUUCUAAAACUGUAGUUGAAGAACAACCAGUUGAGGAUAACAAUAUUGUUGAAUUACCAUCUGAGCUACAACAACAAGACACGUCUGAUGAAAUUCCUCUAGUUCGUGAAGCUGAAGAAUUUAAAGACAGAUAUCCAGAAGAUACAAUUAAACUUUUAACUGCAGAGGAAGCCAAUCGAUUGUUAACAAUUAAUGAAGUAUGUGAAUUGAUGGACAAGCAUUUUGGAUUGGAUUUAUUAGUGAUGAAUCUGAGCGAGAAGUGUUCAUUUGCCGAAUACUUAGUUUUUGUUACUGGAAGCAGUUAUCGGCACAUGAAAACAUUGGCCAAAAGCGUGGUUGACGCUCUUUAUGAGCGACGACUUCAUAAAUUAAAACCAAAAAUUGAGGGCGAGAUGGAUACUAAUUGGAUGGUUGUGGAUGCUGGUAAUAUUAUUGUUCAAGUUUUUUCUCCAGAAGGACGAAGAUCUUAUGACCUUGAAAGAAAGUGGGCCUUUACCACAAAAGCAGAAUUUGAACCAACUCUCGAACAGCUUUCCAGUAUCUUUGAGAAAGAAACAAAGAAGAAGAAGAAGAAGUAA